AUGAAAUUGGUCGUCCCUCAUUCCACCAUCCAACCCGUGUCGGUGCCGCACACCUCCCUGCCGGCCAACCGCGGCGGGUACGUUCCCAACGAAGACGCGCACUCGAACCUGUACAUGUUUAUCCUUCCGUCCAUGCUUGCGAGAAAGGGGUUUGUCAUGUCUGUCUGUGCCAGCGACGCCAUGGUAGUUCAGUACACCCAGCGGAAACCCAUGGCCACGCGAGGCGAUUUGCGUGGUCAGGACGAUAGCUACGAUCGUGUCGCAGCUACUUGUGGGCAUUUGCCUCAAUAG
Aphanomyces astaci is the source of this 291-nucleotide messenger RNA. RefSeq lists its product as hypothetical. The transcript is spliced from 2 exons. The record is from RefSeq and is a predicted model, not a curated record. Lineage: Eukaryota; Oomycota; Saprolegniomycetes; Saprolegniales; Verrucalvaceae. The coding region runs from base 1 to 291 and encodes 96 amino acids.